Cydia amplana is the source of this 624-nucleotide messenger RNA. Its product is annotated as putative nuclease HARBI1. The record is from RefSeq and is a predicted model, not a curated record. The coding region runs from base 1 to 624 and encodes 207 amino acids. The transcript is spliced from 4 exons. Lineage: Eukaryota; Metazoa; Arthropoda; Insecta; Lepidoptera; Tortricidae.
AUGGCUUUGUUCUUCAUAUUAAAUGAGGAAAUACGUGCCCGAAAGAUUCAGCGGGCUCGUCUCAGGGAUUUAGCUAACCCCUUCGAGCUCCCGGAACAAGAGUUUUUCCACAACUACCGGAUGAAUAAGCCUAUGGCUAUGUACUUGUGCCGGGAGCUGGAAGAUGCGUUGGCUCCCCGGCAACAACAUGGCCUCCCUGUCCACAUAAAGGUGCUGGUUGCCAUUAAGUUCAUGGCAGGUGGCAGCUACCAGCGGGAGGUCGGACAGGACCACACUUUGUGCGUGGCACAAAGGACAGCCUCCAAAUACCUAAGCCAGGUGGUCGCUGCUAUUAACAGAAGCCUUAAACCUAAAUGGAUAUGCUUCCCGGGUACCGAGGGGGAAAGACGAGACGUCGCGGCGGCUUUUGAACAAAAAUAUGGCUUGCCUGAUUUGUUGGGAGCUGUCGACUGCACCCACGUCUCGAUCUUUCCUCCUCCUCGACCGCACGGCCUGCAGUUCAUCAACCGUAAGGGCAAGCAUACCAUCAACGUGCAAUUGGUACUUGGUAAAGUUACGGGAACGCUUCGGACCUUCGAAUCGGUCCUACGCAGAGCUCAGCCUUCAGCCUUCGCAUUUAGUUAA